AUGAAAGGGCCCUCAUCCAACAUCAGCCUCCUCCUUCUGACCCCAGACCCUGCAGCAGCAGUGCUACCACCAUCCAGCACUACCUGCUGUACUCAGCCCUACCGACAGCUACUCUCAAACAGGCUGCUGAAAAAGGUCUCCCAGGUGGAACUGCAGGAGGCUGAUGGAGACUGUCAACUCCAGGCUUAUGUACUUCACUUGGCUCGGCAUACAGCCUGCAUCCACCCACUGAACCGCAGCCUGGCUCGCUGGUUUGAGCGCCAAAGGAGGAGGCUCCAGGAGACUCUGCCCAACCUGAAAUUUAGGCUGAUAGGGAAAAUGGGCCAGGACCCCCAAUAG
Molecule: messenger RNA, 339 nt
Organism: Pteronotus mesoamericanus
Lineage: Eukaryota; Metazoa; Chordata; Mammalia; Chiroptera; Mormoopidae
Gene: CCL27
Product: C-C motif chemokine ligand 27
Exons: 3
Coding region: 1-339 (112 amino acids)
Biological process (GO): immune response
Cellular component (GO): extracellular region
Molecular function (GO): chemokine activity
Source: RefSeq, a predicted model, not a curated record